Molecule: messenger RNA, 3555 nt
Organism: Talaromyces marneffei
Lineage: Eukaryota; Fungi; Ascomycota; Eurotiomycetes; Eurotiales; Trichocomaceae
Exons: 6
Coding region: 1-3555 (1184 amino acids)
Biological process (GO): double-strand break repair via homologous recombination
Cellular component (GO): Smc5-Smc6 complex
Molecular function (GO): ATP binding; ATP hydrolysis activity
Source: RefSeq, a predicted model, not a curated record
AUGCCAGGGCUAGAAGUACCGCCCUCGGGGCGUCGACGAAGACGCGUUGUCGACGACGACGACGAAGACGAGUAUUCAACGAGAGCAACAACCCCGCUAUCCCAAUCUUCCACAGGCAGCAAGCGCAUUCGACUCGAUGGUUCGGCCGAUAAGAGUGACAAUGAAGAUGAUAUGAACUUCGAUUUCGACGAUGGGAACGUCGACUCAGAGCGACCCGUUGCGAAAGUGCCCUUGACAAAAUCUUCACUACCCGCCGGUUAUUCUACAUAUAAAGAUUUUCAGCCUGGCGCCAUCGUAAGGAUGAAGUUGAAGGAUUUUGUUACGUAUACGAAUGUGGAGUAUCACUUUGGGUCGCAGUUGAAUAUGAUUAUCGGACCGAACGGUACCGGAAAGAGUACGUUGGUGUGUGCGAUAUGUUUGGGCUUGGGUUGGGGACCGCAGCAUCUUGGACGCGCGAAAGAUGCGUCUGAAUUUGUCAAACACGGCGCUAAAGAGGCAAUCAUCGAAAUAGAACUUGCACGUGGCCCUCCAUUUAAAACGAAUCCUGUCAUUCGCCGAGUUAUCAAAUUCGAAGGCAACAAGAGCACUUUCUUUAUCGAUGGCAAAGAAGCAACCCGGAAACAAGUCAUGAAGCUUAACCAGAAGUUCUCUAUUCAGAUCGACAACUUAUGCCAAUUCCUUCCACAAGACAAAGUUAGCGAAUUUGCAGCGCUUACUCCUAUCGAGCUACUCAAUUCCACUCAGAGAGCGGCAGCAGGACCGCAGAUGAUCGAGUGGCACGACGAUCUCAAACGGCUCAGAGCAGAACAAAAGAAACUGCUUGCUGACAAUAAAGGUGAUCGGGAUGUCCUUGCCAACCUCAAGAGUCGACAAGAAUCGCAACGAGCAGACGUUGAGAGGGUUCGGGAGAGAGCACAAAUCAAGAGACGGAUUGAGAUCCUUGAAUACGCCCGUCCGAUGGCCGCGUAUAAGGAUCAAGUGCCGAAGUGGAAAGCAAUUAGAGACAGAAAGCACCAAUUAGAAACAGAGUUCAAGGAAUUGAAAGCUGAAGUAGCGCCAAUGUUGGUAGCAGUCAAUGGGAAACAAGAAUAUUUUGGCCGGACGGACGAUUUAGUCAAGUUCAAGCGCCGUGAAGUCGCAGCGGCGGAGCGUGCCGCAAAGGAAAUUGCGGCGAGGUUGGACGGCCAUGACGAGACUAUGAAGAACCUGACCAGGCAGAUUGAUUCAGAGAAAAAGGAGGGCUCAACCUAUAAACAACAGCUGAGUACAGUUCAGCAAAGUAUCAAUAGAAUUACCCGGCAAAUGGAAGACAAACCGGAGGAGUUCGAUAUCGAUGCUUAUAAUGAAAAGAUUCGCGCUUUGCAAAGAGAAAUCAAGGACAUUGAGAAUCGAGCCAGAGAGAUCAAAGAAGGUCGCAAAGCUGUAUUUGAGCGGCUGGAGGAGAAGAAACAUCGGAUCAAUGAUACGGAAAAUGAGCUACGAAGCCUUCAAUCUCAAAGUGGUCAACGAGAGGCCAUGCUCAAGAAGUUCUCGCCUGACACACAUCGAGCAUAUCGAUGGAUUUUGGAGAACAAGGAUAAAUUUGAUAAAACGGUUUACGGACCUGCACUUAUCGAGUGUUCAGUGAACGAUUCGAAAUACGCCGACGCAAUUGAGUCUCUUCUUCAGAAAAACGAUUUCCUCGCAUUCACCACGCAGAGCAUCAAGGAUUUCAGAACAUUGCAAAAAGCUCUGAACGUCGAGCUAAAGUUGCACGACGUCAGCAUCAGGAACUGUACAACUCCAUUGAGUGAUUUGAGGCCUCCAGUCUCAGACGGAGAGAUGCGUGAUCUCGGCUUUGAUGGCUGGGCCAAGGACUACCUUAGUGGACCGGAACCUGUCAUAGCGAUGCUCUGUAACGAGCAAUUCCUCUUUAGAACACCGCUGGUUCUUCGCGAGAUCAAUGACCAAGAGUACUCUCGCAUGGAGAGCCACAAUGCAAUCAACAGUUGGGUUGCUGGCAAACAAACAUACAAGGUGAACAGAAGAAAGGAGUACGGUCCGGGUGCAACGUCGACUCAGGUCCGACAAGUGAGACCAGCAAGGUUUUGGACCGACAAACCGUUGGAUGUCUCAUUGAAACAAGAGUUGCUCGAUACAAAGUCGCAGCUUGAAGGUGAAAUGGCCGAAAUUGAAAAGACAAUUGAAUCUUUAAGAUUAGAGCUCAAAGUUUCGGGUGACCAACAUACCCAAAAGAAGAGAGAAAAGAGUCAACUGGAAGAGGAGAAAGCGGAGAAGCAGACGGCUCUUGUCAAUUUCCGGGCACUUCCUGAGAAGCUUAGCCAAGAGCAGAUUAAGAAACGAGAGGUAGAGAAACAUUUUGAUGGCUUACGAGAAAGGGUUUUGGCGAUUCGUGGAAAACAAGAUCAAGUUGCUCUUGAGAAGGCAGAAACUGCCAUUGCUUACGCUGAUGCAGUGGAGACUUUCCGGAAAGUUCAUCAUGACUUGAUUCAAGCAGAAAUUAGAAAUAUCGAGGCUUUGUCGGAUUUUGAGAACCUAAAAGCGCGAAACGAGGAGAUUCGACAGACACUAGAGCAGAAACAGAACGAGGUCAAAGAAGCCAACAUCAAACAGAAGGAGGCCGCCGAAGAGGGUCGCAGACUUAAGGAGGAAGCACGCGGACUCUUAGACAACGCUAGUUCCGAGCCAGACAAGUUGGAAGCUCUUGAAUCCGAUUACUUCAAACAGUUGACUACAGACCAGUUGGAGGCAGACAUAGAGUCGGAGAAGGCUCGUCUUGAGCUAACGCACGAAGUUGGCGAAGGCCUGGUCAAGGAGUUUGAAGAUCGUCAAAGAGCGAUUGAUAAGCUGCGAGACAAAAUGGCUAGCUAUCAAACGAAGCUCAAUGAUUUUGAGAAUGCUAUCCAAGAAAUUCGCAACAAAUGGGAACCACGGCUUGACACUCUCGUGAAGACCAUCUCCGAUGCAUUUUCCGACUCUUUUGCUCGUAUCGGCUGUGCCGGACAAGUGACGGUUGACAAGGUCGAAGACGAACCAGGACCAAACGGCGAACCCGGUGGAAGUGACUUUGAUCAAUGGUCAAUCCAAAUCCAGGUCAAGUUCCGUGAAACCGAAAAUCUUUCCGUGCUGGACUCUCAUCGACAAUCCGGAGGUGAACGUGCCGUCAGCACAAUCUUCUAUCUCAUGGCACUCCAGUCUCUUUCCGCAUCACCGUUCCGUGUUGUGGACGAAAUUAAUCAGGGUAUGGACCCAAGGAACGAAAGAAUGGUUCACGGGCGUAUGGUCGACAUUGCAUGCGCGCCACGAAAAUCUUCAUCUGAAGCCGACGACGUUAUCGGUGGAGGAAGUCAAUAUUUCCUUGUCACACCAAAAUUGCUGAGUGGAUUGCACUACAGACCUGGUAUUACGGUGCAAUGCAUUGCCAGUGGAGAACAUGUGCCUUCGGACUUUCACAGUUCUGAUUUCCGGCAUGCUAUUGAGAUUAUGAAGAGGAUCAACACAACAGCACCACGGUCGCGUACGAAUGGCAUUGGUCAUUCGGUGCAAAUUCAGUAA